CACAGGCCACAAGUCGUGCCCUACGGAGGCCCAGGCGCCUCCAGAGUCAUGGCCCGCUCGGCCUGCGGGUUUCCAGUCGCACUACUGGGCGCCCUGCUGCUGGGUACAGCGCGCCUGCCGCACGGGACAGAAGCAUCUGAGAUUUCUCUGCCCCACGGAAGUGGCGUUACGGUGCGCAUCAGGCUGGCAAGCCCAGCCCUGCCUGUGAAACCCUGCUACAUCAUCCUGUCUAGACAGCAUAUCACCGAGUUGCUUAUCAAACCCGGAGAGAGAAAGUCUUUUACCUUCAGCUGCAUCAAUCCAGAGAAGUACUUUGUCUUGGAGAUCGAGAAGAGUAUCGACUGCAUGUCAGGCCCAUGUCCUUUUGGGGAGGUUCGUCUUCAGCCAUCCACAUCAGAGCUGCCCACGCUCAACAGAACUUUCAUCUGGGACGUCAGAGCUCAUAAGAGCAUUGGCCUGGAGCUGCAGUUCUCAGCCCCUCGCCUGAGGCAGAUCGGCCCAGGUGAACGCUGUGCAGAUGGGGUGACUUACUCCAUCAGUGGUCGUAUUGAUGCUACCGAGGUCAGGAUUGGGACCUUCUGCAGUAAUGGCACCGUGUCCCGGAUCAAGAUGCAAGAGGGUGUGAAGAUGGCCUUACACCUGCCAUGGAACAUACCCAGGAACGUCUCGGGGUUCAGUAUCGCAAACCGGUCAUCUAUAAAACGCCUGUGCAUCAUCGAGUCAGUGUUUGAGGGUGAAGGCUCAGCAACGCUGAUGUCCGCCAACUACCCAGGAGGCUUCCCUGAGGAUGAGCUCAUGACCUGGCAGUUCGUGGUCCCUGAACACCUGAGGGCCAGUGUCUCCUUCCUCAACUUCAAUGUCUCCAACUGCGAGAGGAAGGAGGAGCGAGUUGAAUACUACAUCCCGGGAUCCACCACCAACCCGGAGGUGUUCAGGCUGGAGGACCAGCAGCCGGGGAACAUGGCCGGGAACUUCAACCUCUCCCUGCAAGGCUGUGACCAGGAUGCCCAGAGCCCAGGGAUUCUUAGGCUACAGUUUCAGGUCCUGGUCCAACGUCCACAGAAUGAAAGCAGUAAGACCUACGUGGUGGACCUGAGUCAAGAGCGAACCAUGUCACUCACCAUAGAGCCACGGCCAGUCAAACAUGGCCGCAGGUUUGUUCCCGGGUGCUUCGUGUGUCUAGAGUCUCGGACCUGUAGUACCAAUGUCACCCUGACAGCUGGCUCCAAACACAAGAUUUCCUUCCUGUGCGAUGAUUUGACACGCCUGUGGGUGAAUGCAGAAAAAACCCUAAGCUGCCUGGACUACUACUACUGCUACAGGAAGUCCUUCCACCUGCAGGUGCCCAAAGACAUCCUCCAGCUGCCUGUGCAGCUGCACGACUUCUCCUGGAAGCUGCUGGUGCCCAAGGACAGGCUCGGCCUUAUGCUGGUGCCAGGCCAGAAGCUACAGCAGCACACACGUGAGAGGGCCUGCAACACCAGCUUCGGCUACGUCAUAGCCAGCACCACGCCCGGCCAGGACCUGUACUUUGGCUCCUUCUGUCCAGGAGGCUCUAUUGAGAAGAUCCAGGUGAAGCAAAACAGCUCUGUGACGCUUCGAACAUACGCCCCCAGCUUCCAACAAGAAGUCUCCAGGCAAGGCCUAACAGUGUCCUUCAUACCAUAUUUCAAAGAGGAAGGCAUUUUCACAGUGACUCCAGACACAAAAAACAAGGUCUACCUGAGGACCCCCAACUGGGACCGUGGCCUACCUGCCCUCUCCUCGGUGUCUUGGAACAUCAGUGUGCCUAGCAACCAAGUGGCUUGUCUGACCUUCUUCAAAGAGCGUUCUGGUGUGGUCUGCCAGACGGGGCGCGCAUACAUGAUCAUCCAGGAGCCCCAGACCCGGGCAGAGGAGAUCUUCAGCCUAGAGGAGGAAGUGCUGCCUAAGCCACGUUUCCAUCGUCACAACUUCUGGGUUAACAUCUCCAACUGCAGCCCCAUGAAUGGCAAACAGCUAGACCUGCUUUUCUGGGUGACUCUUACCCCAAGGACUGUGGAUUUGGCUGUCAUCAUUGGUGCAGCAGGAGGCGGAGCCCUGUUGCUGUUUGCCCUAGGACUCACCAUCUGCUUUGUGAAAAAGAAGAAGAAGGUCAACAAGGGCCCAGCUGUGGGUAUCUACAAUGGCAAUGUCAACACCCAGAUACCCCAGACUCAAAAUUUCCAGAAAAGAAGAAAGGACAAUGACUCUCAUGUGUAUGCGGUCAUCGACGACACCAUGGUAUAUGGGCACCUGCUACAGGACUCUGGUGGCUCCUUCAUCCAGCCGGAGGUGGACACCUACCGGCCCUUCCAGGGCGCCAUGGGGGACUGCCCCCCAUCCCCACCCCCUAUAUUCUCCAGGACCCCGACUGCAAAGUUCACUGCAGAUGAGCCAGCCCCUAGUAGCCCCCCCGAGUCUGAGAGUGAACCCUACACUUUUUCACACCCCAACCAGGGAGAGGUUGGUGUCAGGGAGACAGACAUCCCCUUACUCAACAUCCAGGGGCCGGUGGAGACGGAAGAAUAAUUUGGCCCCAUUCCAAAGACUUUGCUGAGAUGCCUGGGCACCAGGCAUUGAGACACGCAAAGCUGAAGUCCUAAACAGGAAGUCAGGUGGGAGAAGAAUCCACUAGAAGGGAGAAGUAGCUUUUGCAUUGUCCCACCAAAUCCUGAUUUCCUGGUGGACUCCUCCCAGUGAUGGGUAAAUCAUGACUUCUGAUGGGGAUGCAUCCUAACAGCUCAGGUCUUCCUGAACUCAGGUUGUGUUGGGGCUGGCCGCAGUGACAGAAGAGAGACACGGCCCACCCAGACAGGACUACGAUGAGCCCUGGAUUCUCAAUGAUAAGCAGAGACUUAGCGGAUUCCCUGGAGCUCCACUUGGGGGUCUCUGCUCUCACUGGAGUCCUCUGGAUGGAAAUGGCAAUGUGCUUUUUAUAUAACUGGUAGUAAUAGUAGUAGUAGUAGUAGUAUUUAUUUGGUGGUCUGCAUGUCUCAAGUGGAGCUGAGGGUGUAGCUCAGUUGAUAGGAUGCUUGCCUAACACACACAGAACUCUGGGUUCCAUCCUCAGCAAGGCACAAAACCAGGCGUGGUGCAUACCUGUAAUCCCAGCACUGGGGAGGUGGAGGCAGGAGGAUCAGAAUUUAAAGGUCAUCGUCAAGUGCAUAGUGAGUUGGGAAACCCUCCUGGUGUGUACUUAAGACCCUCUUUUAAGAACAUAAGCGAAGCUCCUUUGAUCUAGCGUACUGGUUUGACCUCAUGCUAACUGGUCUGGGUGGCUGUGUUUUGGUUUCCGAGGACCACUAGAUGGAUAAACGUGUGCCUGUAGGGAUGACUGAUGGCCUACCCAGCCAGAAGAGUAUGUGCGUGUAUGCACACGUGCGUGUUAUCUCUCACUCAGUGAGAAACUUCCUAGUCCUUUGCUGCAUACAGCUGUCCCCCUGUAGAAUUUAUUACAGAUCCUAUUGUCCCCUGCUACGAGAAAUAAGAGCAGCUACCUUGAGUUUUCCUGUGUGGUGUGUGGCUCUCCCAGCUGCAGCAAUACUUUGACAUUUAAACAAAUUUUGAGAGUAACUUGAUCCUUUAAAAAUAUAAUAAAUAAGCCAGGCAGUGGUGGUGCACACACACUUUUAAUCCCAGCACUUGGGAGACAGAGGUAGGUGAAUCUCUGUGAGUUCCAGGACAGCCUGGUCUACAGCAAAACCUUGUCUCAAAAAAACCAAAACAAAGCAUGUAUGUAUGUAUGUAUGUAUGUAUGUAUGUAUGUAUGUAUGUUGCCUCUACUCUGAGGCUAUGUGCUUGGGGCUGGAAAUUGACGCCGCCGAAUUGUAUGAAAAACAGUGGAGCAUAGUUUUUAGCACACUACAGAGUUCAGUGUCUCUGGUAAACCUUCGGGAAAUAAAUGUGCUUCAUCGUGUUCAGGGAGUUGACCUUAGAAAGGCGUCUCAUUGCUUGGCCCAUUACGUGGUCCACCGAGGCAGUGCACUUGGGCAGCUCCUGGAAGGUUUGAACUCCAGGGCCUCUUGAGUUUUCUCCAGAAAGGAGGGUUCACUUUGUAAUCACAUCUGAGGGCCUGCCUGUGCAUCUUUCCUUUCUGAGGCUUCCUCCUCCAACUCCUUCCCCGCAGCCCACAGUGCUGACCACCCUCCACCAUGCUGGGGGCGGGGCUCUCCACCGACUUCUGCUUUGACUCUGCUGAUGCCCAGGAAACCCUUGUACCCACUGGCUGGGCCUGUGGCUGCAUAUGGAGGGAAAAGGUUGACUCUCCCAUGGGGACAAGCCAGGGUCCAUCAGCUGUAACUUCAGUACAGGUUGGAGGAUCAGGCUCAGUGGAUCUGCAGUGCAUACCUGAAAAUAAUUUAUUUAAUGUAGAGACAUUUUUGAUAACAUCUUAUUCAUUUCCUAUACUUUUUUUUAAAUAAAGAUAAUACAAAACAAA
This is a messenger RNA of Mesocricetus auratus (golden hamster), 4459 nucleotides long. RefSeq names its product CUB domain containing protein 1 (gene Cdcp1). NCBI's taxonomy places the organism in Eukaryota, Metazoa, Chordata, Mammalia, Rodentia, Cricetidae. The record is from RefSeq and is a predicted model, not a curated record. Bases 49 to 2550 code for a protein of 833 amino acids. The transcript is spliced from 9 exons.